GGUGAAGCGGGGAUAAAUGCCUGAUUCCUACCCGUCCUUCACACUGUCCCGCAGUUUCUCACAAGUAGACAUUUAUGUCGCGUUGAAGGCAUGCAAAUAAAUGUAGGAAAAAUGAAGGCCAUGGUUUUUUUCAUGCUCACCUUUUGGCUUGCAGACGCAGAGCUGAAACCCAGUAAAGCGUCGGGGCUGCUGUGUACGUUCAAAGACAAGACAUACAGUCCGGGAGACAGCUGGCAUCCCUAUCUGGAGCCCUUCGGAUUCAUGUUCUGCAUGCGGUGUGUCUGCACGGAGACAGGACACGUGAAAUGCAAUACUAUCAGGUGUCCCACUCUGCCCUGCGAGAACCCAGUGACUGACCCUCAGCAGUGCUGCCCACGAUGCACAGAUGAGUCCAGGAUCCCUGCAGGGUUGAGAGCUUCAGUUAAGUCCUGCAGGUACAACGGAAGCAUUUAUCAAUCAGGGGAGACCUUCACCAAGCAUGACCUCUUUCCGUCUAGGCAGACCAAUCAGUGUGUUAUGUGCACAUGUUCUAAUGGAAACAUCUUCUGUGCUUUGAAAACCUGCCAAACACUCACUUGUUCCUCACCAGUCUCAGUUCCAGAUACCUGCUGUUUGGUGUGUAAAGAUCAUGGAAACAGUGGGUCUUCAUCUACAGAGGAUGGAAACCAGCAGCUGAACCGAGGAGUUAGACAUUCCAUAGACCAGUGUGCUGGAGAGCAGCUCAGCAUGCGGUCUGACAGAUCAGCGGUCAGGACGACUCCAAGGGGCUUGAAUCUCAAUAAAUUUAAUCUCAAAGGAGCUUCAGAGACCACGGUCAAGAUUCUGUUGCAGAGGAAACACCAAAGAGCAUGCUUAUACAAUGGCAAGACAUACUCUCAUGGGGAUAUGUGGCACCCAGUAUUGGGGAAGGUGUUGGAAUGCAUCCUCUGCACCUGCAAUGAUGGCCUACAGGACUGCAAACGCAUCACCUGUCCAAGCCAAUACCCAUGUCAGCAUCCCAUGAAGCCCGUGGGGAAGUGCUGCAAGACUUGUCCAGAGAUUAAAGCUCAAAGCAAUGACAGCCAGUGUUACCCCGGAUUUAGAAAUAACAUCCUGGUGUACAAAGUGGAGUCAGCAGUAAAAGGUCACGCUCCCGACACAAUUAGGAUCAUUGCUAUUGAAAGACAAACUACUGCUGAAGUUGAAGUGCAAGUAUGGAAGACUGUAGAAGGCGUUUUACAGCUGGUGGAAAUCGAAGAAGUUCAAAGGAAAGCUAUUAUGGAUCAUCCAGAAAACUACACAUUACUAACAACAGUUGAUCAAGAAACUUGGAGAAAAUUUAAGGAAGAGGGCGACAGUUUGAGUGAAGUCUCUGAAACCACAACUUGUGAAGACGGCAUACGGGACAUAGUGAAUUUCCUAAACCCCAAGCAGAUGGAAGGCCUGUGUUCCCCCUAAAUGAUUUUUUUCCCUUCUUCUUCUUAAUUUGUAUAGCAGUAUUACAAACAAGUACAUGGUUCACACUCUUCGUUCAUUAAAGCAGAAAAUAGAACUGUUUUUAGGGGGGGGGGAAGUUCUGAUCUCUCAUUUUAAUUGUUGCACUUUGAUGUUAUGAAAUCACUCAUAAAAUGUGUAAUAUUGUUUAUCUGUAAUGUUCUUGUUGAUGGCAUAUGUGAGCAGAAUGUGCAAUCUAAAAUCCCACCAGCAAAGCCAGUUAAAGGCAUUGGAAAGUUACAUUUUUGCAUUUAGCUUGAUUUUUUUACAAGAAUCCAUAGUUUUCUGUCAUUGUAUUUGUUCUAUAAAGCCAAGCAAAGACACCGGUGGUGUGUGGUAUCACUGUUGCGCAUUAAUUAACAAUUAGCAAUUGCUGUCCUGUUCAUGAUGGAAACAUGAGUGUACUUGGUGGAUCUGGAUUCAAUCUGUAAACAAUGUGCAUGGGAAUAUACAGCAAAGACGCUUGUGAUAACAUGAAACACUCUGCUGCAACUGGCUGAUGACUAUCAACUUACUUAUCCUUAAUUUGCUCGCCAGUGCCAUCACAGCAACACAAAUCAGUUCCUGUUACCUCUGACUCAGAAAGUGUCAAAUGUAGGGAAUACGGCCAUUCUGUGGCUGGCAUAUUAGAACGGCAUAUACAUGCCUCCGCCGAUGACAUUUGUUCAAAAUGUUUGCAGAAAUAUGCGGUCGGCCUGUAAACAUUUAGCGGGUAUUAAAAGAAACAGGCUCUGGUUGAAUGGGAGCCAGGGUAUGCUGACAUUAUAACCAUUUAUAAUCUAUUCAUCGGCUGUGGGGGUUUCCAUGUCGAAAACUUCAGAAUAGCUUCUUAAAAAUCUGUCACCCGUACACAGUGCAUGAAGAGACAAACAAAACAGUAUUUUUAUUUGAUCUGAGGGGAGUUUGCUGUCCCUUGGCUUCAUCUGACUGAAACUAAUCUAUUUAAUUGAGAAUUAUGUGACAACCGAAUCGCUGCACAGAGUCCAGGUGGACAUCACGGGGACACAAGAUACCUACUUUAUUUUAAUGGGCUUUGUAAACGCUACUGUUCAAAACAUAAAAAGACUUUCUGAGUUUGUUGUAUGGUUUUCACCAUAUUUAUUGUAAAUAUGAGCAGACAUUUUGUCACAUAAUUUAAAGGAUUGUAACUGUUACUUGUAUAAUUUCUGUGUAUAUACAUCUGAAUGUAUGGAAUUUUUGCAUUGCAUGAUGAAGUAGAAACAUUGCAUUUAAAACAUAACCUGACCCGACUGCUACAAUAAACGGAAGAGGUCCUGUUUGGUA
Lampris incognitus (smalleye Pacific opah) is the source of this 2757-nucleotide messenger RNA. RefSeq names its product chordin-like 2 (gene chrdl2). Gene Ontology annotation, molecular function: protein binding. The coding region runs from base 91 to 1437 and encodes 448 amino acids. The record is from RefSeq and is a predicted model, not a curated record. The transcript is spliced from 11 exons. NCBI's taxonomy places the organism in Eukaryota, Metazoa, Chordata, Actinopteri, Lampriformes, Lampridae.